AUUUAAAUUGCAGUCAAAAAGUUAAUAUUAAAGCAAUGGAAGAAACCUUAUUUGAAAUGUUGGCCGUAAGUGAAAGAAAAAGCAUUUAUCGUACAAUCAAUGCAUUGAAAAAGAUUUUUCAAGAAUAUCAACAAAUGAAUGAAACGAUUGAAAAGGAAAAAGUAGUUAAUUUGAAUUCAUUUCAUACGGAACUCGAAAACAUCAGACGUUGUAUUUUAACGCCGACUCGUCUUUUAAUACUUCCACCGCAACCGACUCUCACGAGUCGGUUCAUUGUCAAUGCAAAAGCCGAUUAUGCCAUAAGACUAUCAAUACGUGAAGACACUUUAGAAUCACUGCAAUUUACAGUUCAGUCUCAGAGACAUUUCCUUCCGCUACAAAAGAAAGCCAUUUCUGAUUUUCUUAAGAGAACUAUAAAAACCCCGAUUGAAGAUAGCAUUAGAAUCGGUGACAGAUAUUUCAAAUUUUUAGGAAGUUCUUCAAGUUCUCUACGAGACGCCGGAAUGAUUCUCUACGCCAAAGAUCCUGACGGAACAACUGCUCAAUUGAUUAGAGAAAACAUCGGCGAAAUGUCACACAUUAGGAAAAAUGUGGCCAAAUAUGUGGCCCGACUCGGACUUGCAUUCUCUCAGGUUAUGAAACAUAUUAUUGUGAAUCCAAAUUCAAAUGAAACCGAAGUUAUUAAUGAUAUUGAAGGAGAUUUUAAAGUGGAUGAAAAUGGAGAUAAAUUAGACGAAAAAUACAACUUUAGUGAUGGAAUUGGAAGGGUUUCGAUAGAUAUUAUGAAAGAGGUUUACAAAGAAUUGCCAAACGAAUGUACAAAUAAGCCGUCAGCGAUGCAAAUCCGUUACGGAGGCUGUAAAGGGAUGCUUGUAUUGGAUCCUAAACUUAAAGGAAGGAAAAUACUAUUUAGAGAAAGUAUGCAAAAGUAUAAAUCCGAUGCCAAAGAAUUGGGUAUUAUAAAGCUAUCACUUCCACGAUCACUAUAUCUUAAUCGACCGUUUAUCACAAUUCUGGAACAAUUGGGCGUCGAGUCAAAUAUUUUUCUUAAGAUGUUAAUGAAAGAUCUCAAAGGUUUGUCAAAUGCAAUGAUAUGUGAGUGUGCGGCCACUCCUUUACUUCGAUCGCAUUCAACUUUGGGUAUUCCUUACACCAAACUCUUGAAAUAUGGAAUCCCUUUCUUAUCGGAACCAAUAUUCAGACAAAUCGUCGAUUCUGUGAUUAAUCACAGAAUUGUUGAAUUGAAAAGAAAGGCCAGAAUUAAAGUACCGAUGAAUAGCGGUCGCACUGUGUUUGGAGUUCUCGAUGAAACAUCAACUCUUGAAUAUGGACAGGUGUUUGUCCAAUUAUCUGAAGUGGAUGAGGACAAUAUGCCACAGGAUAAGACAUUUAUAUUGAAAGAAAAGAUUAUGGUCACAAAGUUUCCUUGUCUACAUCCGGGUGACGUCCGAAAAUUUGAAGCCAUAGAUGUCCCGGAGUUACAUCACAUAAAAGAUUGCAUUGUUUUCCCUCAGAAAGGCAGUCGUCCGCAUCCGGAUGAGAUGGCAGGCAGUGAUUUGGAUGGCGAUGAAUACGCUGUUAUUUGGCAAUCAAAUCUUAUUUUUGAAAAUGAAAACAAUAAACCGAUGAUAUUUCCCACAACAAAAGCUAAAGAAUUACACAAAGAAGCCGAUGUAUCGGAUAUUCUCGACUUUUAUUGUGAUUAUAUUAUCUGCAAUAAUGUCGGUGUUCUGGCAAACGCUCACUUAGCUAAUGCAGAUCUCAAAGAUAAGGGUAUCUUUGAUGAUAUUUGCAUGAAAUUAGCGCAUAAAUAUGCCGUUUCACUUGAUUUUGCCAAAACUGGACAAACUGAAGAACUUGAAACGAAAGAAAGGCCUAAAUUAUAUCCCGAUUUUAUGGAAAAGUUUGCACAAAAGCGAAGCUAUUUGUCGAAUAAAACAUUGGGACAGAUCUAUAGAUAUUGCGAUCGUUAUAGUUUGGGAAUCUAUUCAAACAGAAAUUUAGAAAUAAAAGCUGAACCCAACCCUACUUUUAUAUUAGAAGGUUGGCAAAGAUAUGAAGAAUCGGCAAAAAAUGCUUAUCAGACUUACAAACUAAAAGUAAUGUUUUUAUUGAAUCGCUUCGGACUCGAUAACGAAGCAACUCUUCUAAGUGGAACUUUCAGCAAAACUACCAAAUAUAUGACCGGAAGAAAUGAAACCAAUGAUGUCCACGAGUUGCUCGAGAAUAUGAUUAAUAAAUUAUUUAUUGAAUUUAAAGAUAGAUUUAAUUUUGAAUCAACAAAUGACAACGACUCUGAAGAUGAACGAAGAUUAAGAGCCAGUGCCUGGUAUGUCGUUCCCUUCAAUGCUGACGUUGGUAUUAACGAAAGAUAUUUUGGAUUCUCGUGGACUAUCACUGAAGAAUUAUGUAAAUUACACAAAGAUAACGACAAAUUUAAUGUUAAUAAAGUAGAUCACAAAUGCAUUCAUUUGAUGACUAAUUUUAUUGACAAAUAUUUUUACGAUAACUAUAUAUAUCGAGAUCCAGUUAUUGACAAUUCAAUCACUGAUGUAGAAAAAAGACGACUAAUAGAAAUGAGAAGUAGACUCGAGUCGGCAGAAGUUGUAUUGAGAGCUUGGCUCGAAAGACAGGACCACUUGUUUUUCAAAAGAAAUAUCAAAAAGAAGUUAAUUUCAUCGACAGAUUAUGUCAUUUCAGAUAUGGAUCGCAAACUCAGAAGAAAGUUCACACAAAUGAGAUGUUUAGAGAUGGAAAUUGCAACUAAAUGUCUCACUAAACCACUUAAGACUUCGGGUCAACUAAUUAUGACUUUCUUUAAGGAAGCCGUAGACGAGUGGCUCAAUAUUGAUAAUAACAGACGAAUAGUAGACACGCCUUUAAUAAAGUUUGGUUUCAGUGCACUCAUGACUUUAUAUCAUUUCUUUAAAACUCGAGAAAUAAGUCAUAUAAUAGAUUUAAGACCGAAAUUUACAAUUUCAUUACAAUCUCCUGUAAGAGAAUUAUCUUUUUUUAUAUCACUUGAUAUACCAAUGCCUAGAAAAUCACAGCAAAAUAAAGACGAAAAGAUAAAACCAAAAUCUUCAGCAGAAAGUAAACUGGAAUUUGCAAUAAAUAAAAGACAAGAACAGAGAAUUGAGUUAAUGAAGAAAUACGUGGAAUAUAUGGUCGUUAAUUCGGAUCAGUUUAUAGAGAAGUUGAAGUUUAUCAGUGGUGCCAUUGAAAUAUAUCUUGAGCCGUAUCCGCUUAAAACUAAACGGGUUCAACAUUACUAUUUGUUGACAGCUUCGGGAACUGUUUGGUCACUACAGACGAUCAAAAAUUUCAUAAGUCAUCCGUCUUUCUUUAAUACAGUUGUCAAUCAUGACAUUCCGUGGAAACGAAAAAAUCUCUUUUACAAAGGAGAUCCAGCGCUUGAAAGUAUUGCAGAAAUAAAGUCUUAA
Oppia nitens is the source of this 3443-nucleotide messenger RNA. RefSeq lists its product as uncharacterized. NCBI's taxonomy places the organism in Eukaryota, Metazoa, Arthropoda, Arachnida, Sarcoptiformes, Oppiidae. Bases 36 to 3443 code for a protein of 1135 amino acids. The transcript has 5 exons. Gene Ontology annotation, cellular component: nuclear RNA-directed RNA polymerase complex. Gene Ontology annotation, biological process: siRNA processing. Gene Ontology annotation, molecular function: RNA-directed RNA polymerase activity. The record is from RefSeq and is a predicted model, not a curated record.